AUGUUUAGUGGACGCACUUUAGCCAAAAAGAAUACAGUUGUGUCUGUGAUUUCAGUUGGCAGCAGGUUGAUACACUGUCACAAGUUGGUGCUGGCCUGUGUUAUCCCUUACUUCAGGGCCAUGUUCCUGUCGGAGAUGUCUGAAGCCAAGCAGGAACUGAUAGAAAUUAAAGACUUUGAUGGUGAUGCCAUUCAGGACCUGGUGCAUUUUGCUUAUUCCUCCAAGCUCACCUUAACUGUGGAUAAUGUCCAGCCACUGCUUUAUGCUGCCUGCAUCCUUCAGGUUGAGUUGGUGGCGAGAGCCUGCUGUGAAUACAUGAAGGCACACUUUCACCCCACCAACUGCCUGGCAGUUCGAACCUUUGCCGAGAGCCACAAUCGGGUGGACCUGAUGGACAUGGCUGACCGCUACGCCUGCGAGCACUUCACAGAGGUAGUGGAGUGUGAGGACUUCACAUGUGUGUCUCCCCAGCACUUGCGUACAUUACUGUCCUCCAGCGACCUCAAUAUUCACUCGGAGACACAGGUGUACAAUGCAGCAGUGAAAUGGCUAAACGCAAACCCACAGCAUCACGAGGCCUGGCUGGACCAGAUCAUGUCUCAGGUGCGCCUGCCCCUACUACCAGUAGAGUUUCUGACUGGAACCGUGGCAAAAGACGAGAUGAUCAAAGGUAACCUGAGCUGUCGUGACUUGAUGGAUGAAGCCAGAAACUACCACCUGCACCUCAACAACAAGGUGGUUCCAGACUUUGAGUAUUCAGUCCGUACCAUACCCAGGAAGCACACUGCAGGAGUUUUGUUCUGCGUGGGUGGCCGGGGCGGUUCUGGUGACCCGUUUCGCAGCAUUGAGUGUUACUCCAUCACUAAGAACAGCUGGUUUUUUGGCCCUGAAAUGAACAGCAGACGGCGUCACGUGGGCGUAAUAUCUGUAGGAGGCAAAGUUUAUGCUGUUGGGGGCCAUGAUGGUAAUGAACACUUGGGAAACAUGGAGAUGUUUGACCCCUUCACUAACAAGUGGAUGAUGAAAGCGUCGAUGAAUACCAAAAGGAGGGGGAUAGCCCUGGCAGCCCUUGGUGGUCCUAUAUAUGCUAUUGGAGGUCUGGACGACAACUCCUGUUUCAACGACGUGGAGCGUUAUGACAUCGAAAGUGACUGCUGGAGUGCCGUGGCGCCGAUGAACACCCCCAGGGGAGGAGUUGGAUCUGUGGCACUGGGGAAUUUUGUGUAUGCUGUGGGAGGCAACGACGGCGUGGCGUCACUGUCCAGUGUGGAACGGUUUAAUCCUCAUCUCAACAAGUGGACGGAGGUCUGCGAGAUGGGACAGCGUCGGGCUGGAAAUGGAGUCAGCAAACUCAAUGGCUGCCUCUAUGUAGUGGGUGGUUUUGAUGACAACUCGCCACUGAGCUCUGUAGAGCGCUUUGACCCACGAAUGCACCGCUGGGAGUACGUGUCAGAGCUCACCACCCCACGUGGAGGGGUCGGGGUCGCCACUGUAAUGGGAAGAGUGUUUGCAGUAGGGGGACACAAUGGGAACAUUUACCUGAACACAGUGGAGGCUUUUGAGCCACGAAUGAACAGAUGGGAGCUGGUGGGCUCAGUGUCUCACUGCCGUGCUGGAGCUGGAGUCGCUGUCUGUUCGUCUCACGUCAGCCAGAUCAGAGACGUCGGACAAGGCUCCAGCAACGUGGUCAACUGCAUGUGAGCUCCACUCCACGCACUAUCAGGCGACUGACUGCCAGGCCACCGUCACAUCCGAUAACUGCACAAAAUCGGAGAAAUUUCACCCGAUGUUCAGUUUUUUCAGUGAGAUUUUAAUGACUUGAAGUGCACAUUUGACAAAUCUGAAGUCUUCUGUGACAAAAAGACACUUUGAAGACAUUUGUGACUCCUGCAGGUGUUCUGUACAAUCAUUGAUGUUGUAUUUUGUACUGUACUUUUCCUUGUUUCCCUUCUUUGACUGAGUUUUGACUGUUUAAGGGAAAAUAGUAGCUGAGCCAUGUACAUAUACAGACCACAUGAGAAUGAGAGGGGUGCUUUGAUUCAU
Pundamilia nyererei is the source of this 2043-nucleotide messenger RNA. It is a transcript of the gene klhl8, whose product is annotated as kelch-like family member 8. Gene Ontology annotation, molecular function: protein binding. The transcript has 11 exons. The coding region runs from base 1 to 1701 and encodes 566 amino acids. Lineage: Eukaryota; Metazoa; Chordata; Actinopteri; Cichliformes; Cichlidae. The record is from RefSeq and is a predicted model, not a curated record.